Messenger RNA from Pseudomyrmex gracilis, 702 nucleotides. Its product is annotated as juvenile hormone acid O-methyltransferase-like. Bases 1 to 702 code for a protein of 233 amino acids. The transcript has 4 exons. The record is from RefSeq and is a predicted model, not a curated record. Lineage: Eukaryota; Metazoa; Arthropoda; Insecta; Hymenoptera; Formicidae.
AUGGAUCCGCAAGAAUAUCUUAACCGAAGCAUUACACAAAGAAACAAUAUAAAAAAUUUAAUAAGUGAGUUUAAGAACGAGUUAAAAGUUAAGUCUGGAAAAUGUAUGGACGUUGGUUGUGGUCCUGGUAACUCAACAUUCGAAUUACUCUUACCAGCUUUACAUCCGAAUGCGACACUGAUAGGUAUAGAUAUUAGCGAGGCCAUGAUCGAAUUUGCAAACAAAAACUACCGUAAAAGUGAAAGAUUGUCAUUUGAAGUGAUGAACAUACAAACAAGAGAUUUAGAUGAAAAAUAUAUUAAUGCGUUUGAUCACAUUUUUUCAUUUCACGCUUUACACUGGUGCUCGGAUUUUAGACAAGCGUUAAGAAAUAUCUAUCACAUGCUCCGACUUGGUGGAACUGCACUUUUGUGGUUUAAAAUAGAGAGUGAUCUCGCUGAAAUUGUCGAAACUUUGACGAAUAAUCAGUUCUGGGCACCAUAUGAACUGGUAAAUAUCACUGAUUUGAUCGACUGUAACAUAAAACCAUUGAUAAAAAACUUGCCGCAUCACCUACAAAUGGAAUUUAAGGAAAAACUUACAGAGGAAGUUAUGAAAAAUAGUAUUGACCCUACCGUAUCAGAUUCGUAUCGAAAGAAUGUGAUCGUGGGAGACUCAGCACUACUGUUUGUGGAAAAAUGUGGUGAAAGUAUAAUAGAAUAA